Dracunculus medinensis (Guinea worm) is the source of this 2076-nucleotide messenger RNA. The record is from the annotation of a GenBank genome assembly. Lineage: Eukaryota; Metazoa; Nematoda; Chromadorea; Rhabditida; Dracunculidae.
GAAUAUGAAUUCGAUCGUUAUAAGAAAAUUUUAGAGGCUAUGGAUCAUUCGCUUUUAACGGAGGAGUUAUUAGAAUAUUGCCCAGAACUUAAGGAAAUUUCUACUGACAUUUCGAAACUUGAAUAUAGAGUUCAAUUUCUUCGUAAAGUAAUUGCUGAGCAGGAAAAAAUGAAUUCCCUUAAAACGGAAGUUGUUAGUGGCAUUUAUCCGCAUUCUGAUUCAAAGAUCGGCAGAAUUACGAAUGAUAAAACUGUUAUGAACAGUAAUUCACUGGGACAAGCAAAGGUACAUAAAUAUGUCAAAGUUGAAAAUUAUGGCUGUUCAAUCAAAACUAUCCUUGAAGCACUUUUCUCAGUUGCUAUUAGAAAUACUUUCCCUAAAAUUGCUGAUUUUCCAGUUGAAAUCAGCGAAACAGCUUUGCCUAAAUUCGGAGAUUAUCAAUUUAAUUCAGCUAUGGUCAUUUUUAAGAGAUUGAAACAAAUGGGUGAGAAAACUGAUCCUCAAACCGUUUCGAGAUUGAUAAUGAAUAAUGUAGAGGAUCAUGAAGCUAUAAAACGGGUUGAAACCGCUGGCAAUUAUAUUAAUAUCAUUUUAAAUAUCGAAUGGAUUGGCAAAAAAAUUUGUGAAAUGGCACUAGAGGGAAUUCCUGUCCCACGUGUAAUGAAGCAGAAAGUCGUAGUUGAUUUUUCUUCGCCUAAUAUUGCCAAAGAAAUGCAUGUAGGCCAUCUUCGGUCAACUAUUAUUGGUGACGGAAUUUGCAGAUUAUUCGAAUACUUCGGGUUUGAGGUAGUCAGAAUCAAUCAUAUUGGAGAUUGGGGAACGCAGUUUGGCAUGCUUAUUGCUCACCUUCAGGAUUGUUUUCCAAAUUACUUAAGUGAAACUCCGUCUAUAUCAGAUUUGCAAACAUUUUACAAGGAAUCGAAAAAGCGCUUCGACAAGGAUGAAAAUUUCAAAGCUCGAGCUUAUCAGUGUGUAGUAAAGUUACAGAAUUUUGACGGUGAUUCUGUAAAAGCUUGGCAAAUGAUAUGUGAUGUAUCUCGAAAAGAUUUUAAUCGUAUUUAUGAUCGAUUAGAUAUAAAAAUUAUCGAGCGCGGCGAAUCGUUUUAUCAAGAUCUAAUGAAAAAAACUGUGAGAGAAUUGGAAGAGCGUGGUGUACUGGAAGACGAUGAAGGUAGAAAAGUCAUGUUCGUCGAUGGUUCAGAAAUACCAUUAACUAUAGUAAAAUCUGAUGGUGGUUUUACUUAUGAUACAUCUGAUUUGGCUACAAUCAAACACAGAUUGGAAGUGGAAGAAGCUGAUUGGUUGAUUUAUGUUGUUGAUGCUGGUCAGAGUCUUCAUUUGGAGAAUAUUUAUGCAGCAGCUCGUCAGUUGGGCUGGUAUAAACCAGAAGAAAAGCGAGUAUUGCACGUUGCUUUCGGUCUCGUUUUGGGCGAUGAUAGGAAAAAGUUUAAAACUAGAUCAGGCGAGUCUGUGAAAUUAACGGAUUUGCUAGAUGAAGGAAUAAGAAGAUCUGAGAUGAAACUUCUCGAAAAAGAACGAGAUAAGGUCAUGACUGUAGAAGAGAUGAAUUCAGCGCGCGAUGCCAUUGCUUAUGGCUGUAUAAAGUAUGCUGAUCUUUCUCAGACUCGCACCAAAGAUUAUAUUUUCUCAUUCGACAAAAUGUUAGAUGAUAAAGGGAACACAGCCGUUUAUUUGCUUUAUGCUUAUACGCGAAUACGUUCAAUCUGUCGCACCUCCGGUGUCUCGCCUGAUCAAAUUAAAGAAUACAUCAAGCAAUUGCCCUCAGGUUUACCCUUCCAGCACGAAGCCGAAAUCAAAUUAGCAAAGACGAUUUUAAAAUUUUCCGACUGCAUCUUGGCAGUCCUCGAUUCGCUAAUGCUUCACCAGAUUUGUGAUUUUGCUUAUCGACUCGCUACAACGUUUCACGACUUUUAUAAUGAAUGUUACGUUAUUCAUAAGGAAAGUGAUGGAAAAGAAGUUAUAAAUUAUCAUCGAUUAGUUCUAUGUCAAGUUACAGCUGAUACUAUGGCAGAUUGUUUCAAGAUUCUUGGAAUAAGGACCGUGGAAAAAAUGUGA